Molecule: messenger RNA, 1641 nt
Organism: Chanos chanos (milkfish)
Lineage: Eukaryota; Metazoa; Chordata; Actinopteri; Gonorynchiformes; Chanidae
Gene: phactr3a
Product: phosphatase and actin regulator 3a
Exons: 12
Coding region: 1-1641 (546 amino acids)
Biological process (GO): actin cytoskeleton organization
Molecular function (GO): actin binding
Source: RefSeq, a predicted model, not a curated record
AUGGCUGCCUCGGACGCAGUAGAUAAGUGCGUUCUGCAGCGAGGCAGAUCACAAAGUGACCCGAACAUCCUCACCGAGUCUGGCAUCGAUCUAGCACGCGGAGCAGAUGUGAUGGACCAGCAGAGGGUGCUGUGCUCCAGUUGCCUGGUAACCGGUGUGCAUACUCCCCCUAUCCGCCGCAACAGCAAACUGGCCACACUGGGACGCAUCUUCAGACCCUGGAAAUGGAGGAAAAAGAAAAAUGAAAAGAUGAAGCAAAGCUCCACAGAUGUGGCACUGGCCUGUGGCCUUCAUUCACCAGACCCUGGCUCUCCCAUCCAAGGAGUGUCAGAUACAGACAUGAGGCUUCCCGGCUCUCAGGCUCCCAUACUGAGCGUGAGCAGUAUGGAGUACCUGAGUUCAGAGCAGGACAAUCUCCCCUUGGUGCCUGAUUCUACAGAAGAAAGUGAAAUGACAGAAGAGCCAGACCCACAGGAGGAUGAAGAGGAUGAGAAAGAUUCAGCUUCCCUAGAUGAUCCCACUGUGGGUGCACAAGAGAAUGAAGAGGAGCCUGAGGAAGACUGUGAGGAAGAGGCACCACAGGGUCAUUCCCCGCCCAGCACUCUGCCUCCCCAGCUGAACAGUGAAGAAGAUCCAUCUAAAUCAAUUACGCCUCAGCCACAGACAAAUUCGUAUCUCCCAAAAGACCCCUCCAGAGCUCCUGAGGGUCCCAGCCCCAUCUUGCUGAGGGGCCCUUUCUCCAACGCCGUGGGCUCACCCCAUCUAGGCACUAUUCACCCACCACUGCCCCCUAGCUGCAUUAUAGAGGAACUACACCGUGCCUUGGCCACAAAGCUGAGACAGGACAGCACAGAGAGGGAGCCAGGCAGCGAGGUAGAGAACAGGAAAGAGGUAGAGGAAAACAAAGAAAAUGUCCACCAGGAUCACUGUUUUACUGAUGCCUCUGGACUCAUCUAUGAUCAAGACAGCUGGAAUGAGUCUGUUAUCUCUGGAACGUUGCCUCGCAGAAUGAGGAAAGAGCUGCUGGCAGUGAAGCUACGCAAUCGACCCAGCAAGCAGGAGCUGGAAGACCGGAAUAUAUUCCCGGCUCGGAGUGACCAGGAGCGGCAGGAAAUCCGACAGCAAAUAGAAAUGAAGCUCGCCAAACGACUCAGUCAGAGACCGGCAGUUGAGGAGCUGGAGAGCCGGAAUAUCUUGAAACAGAGAAAUGACCAAACAGAGCAAGAGGAGAGGAGAGAAAUCAAGCAAAGGUUGAACAGAAAGCUCAACCAGAGGCCCACAGUUGAUGAGCUGCGAGACAGAAAGAUCCUUAUUCGUUUCAGCGAUUAUGUGGAGGUGGCCAAAGCUCAAGAUUAUGACAGGAGAGCAGACAAGCCCUGGACAAGGCUGUCAGCAGCAGAUAAGGCGGCAAUUCGGAAAGAGCUGAAUGAGUUCAAAAGCACUGAGAUGGAAGUGCAUGCCUCUAGUAAGCACCUAACAAGGUCAAAUGUCCACCCCAUCCCGCCAUCUCCCAACACAGGUUUCACAGGCCUUAAGGAAACUUUCUUCUGUGAAGAAAUAACACUGGAGCCAACGUCUGAACCACUGAAAUCCUGGAGGAGACUCCUCCAGUUCCCUGGCACUGUCCAUGGGAUGUGCUGA